CUUUUUUCUUCCCUGCUUUCUCCAAAUCUUGUGCCGAUGCACAAUUUACAGUUUUGAAGGGGGUAGAUUUCUCUGCGGGUAACCUGCCGGCACAUAAGGGAAGAUUCGGCUUUUAUACCGUUCAGUUCCGGGCCAUCCACGGGUCUUGUUGAUGUCGACCUUCGAUUUCUCGACCGAUUUUGCCAACCAACAUUCAAAGAGCAACUACAACUGAUUGAAAACACGCCUUGGAUUGUACUUGGCUAGGAAACAUAACACAUCUGUCUUCCGACAACCUCGACCCCCAACAACUUGACCUCAUCACACAAUACCACGACAUCAACCUCAACGAAAACCAACAACAACUGAAACAUGUCCCCCCCUCCACACGGCCCCCGCCAUGGCGGCUACCACAGCUACAACAACAACAACCCCGACUCUAACUCCAAUUGUUCCGCGCCUCCGACUCCCCCCGGCAGCAUCCCCUCUCCUUCCCUGUCCUUCCCCGGCUCGGGCUCGGCCCCCAACAGCAGCAGCACCACCACCACCACCACCAUCACCAGCACCAACCCUUCCAACUCAAACACCAGCCUCAACAACAUGACCCACCACCCCAACCUCCAUGUCCCCUCAACCCAAUCCCAACAAUCUACUAGUACCUCUGGUACAGACCGCACCGCAACCGCCCACGCAGCCACCACGCUCCUCACCACCCUCUUCCCCCCUUACUCGCAAACCAACCAACUAAUCGCCUCUUUAUCCGCCGAGCUCGACGCCCUCAAAGCGCGCCAACGAAUCUGGAAACGACUUGCACACGCCGCUGUCCUGUUCAGCUCCGACCACGAGUUGCGGUAUAGCUUGCUGGACAAAUGCAACGAUUUGGCCGAGUGCAUGAAGAUGUACCCGCGCUUACGGGAGGAGGUGGCCAAGAUGAAUGAAGUGGAGCUGCAGCUGUUUAGUAUUUCGAGUACUGCGAAGCAGUUGGUUGGGGACGUGGAGUGGGUUCGGGCGGAGGAUGUGAGGGGGUUUGUGGAGGGGGUUAGGAGGGGGCAGCUUGCGGUCCGUGAGGGGGGGAUACAAAAAGGGGGAGGGAAUAGGGGGGAUGGGAAUGGGAUACAGAAUGGGAGGGGGGAUGGGAAUGGGAAUCAAAUUGGGGAGGGGGAGGGGAUAGAAGGAAGAGGCACAGGGGGGAUGGUGCAGGUAAAACUGGAUAAAGGCCGGGGGGAUGUAGGGAGGAGGUUGAAUUAUUUGAUGGUUACUUCCGCUUCUUCUACUUCUGCUGGUCACAGUCAGAGUCAGAAUCAACAAGGGCCACAGGCGGGAACGCAAGUUGGAGGAGGAGGAGGAGGAGGAGGAGGGCAAGGCGAGGUAGUCAUGGGAGAAGCACAAGGACAUCACAGUGGAAGGUCAAGAAGGAGUUCAACGACAACCACAAGGACAGCAAGAGGACAACAACUACAACUACAACCACAACCGCAUCCGCAAAGUCAAAUACAAAGCUAUGUCGCCGCUCAAGCAGUUGCGGCGGCGGCAGCAGCAGCAGCAUCAGCAGGAGGACAGCCACAACAACAACAACAACACCAAGAGGAACCAACAUGGAGCUCAACAACCCUCAGUGCGGAAUCAAGUGCCGGGCGAGCAAGUCCAGGACCAAGUGAGGCAGAUAGCUCAACUGGUCCAGGUCCAUAUGGACCCAACCGAGCGAGAUGGUGGGACACAGUCAUCAUGGACUCGGACACAGAUCAACGAAGGAGAUCAGAAAGCAGUAGAAGUAGGAAUGUACAUACCUGUAUACGAGGGCGUGGUGAUGCGGGGUCGGAUUGCGAGAUGGAGAUGUAGUGGCGCUUGUUGUAAGAUAUGUUUGGAGUAUGGAUAUUGUGGAAUGCUCUCUAGGUACCGAACUGGGAGAACAUCCAAUCCUUCGUACGAGCGGGUAUCUCUUUUGUUGUGCUGGACGGGAUUGAAGGGCAUACAGCUUUGCGUUCUGCUACUUGACUCGACUUGAUGCGGGCGGGUGAUCGACUCUGUUGGUAAGUUAAUUGGAGUCGGACUUGGACCUCGGCACUCGGAGUUAGUGUCCUGCCAUGGAAAAGUCCUCGUCGGCGGUGAACUCGCGAUGGAGGAUCUUAAUUGUCAAACAAGGUGACGGAUCUCCACGGUGGUGGUACGGCGAAGCGAGAGUAGCUCUAGUUGCGUGGUGCCGGAGAGGAGAUGGGGGGCGUCUGAAGACCGGAAGGAACCUUGAAAGCAAACGAUGACACAGAGUGGCUGAACAGUUUCACUUUCAGAGAACUGAGAUUCAUGAUCACCUCGAACCGGUGCUCGAAAGGGCUUGUGCGCUGGAUGUUAGGAUAGCAUGGAAGGUGCAGUUGGCAUUGGAGGCGAACACAAUUGCAUUCAAGUGAGAAAAGUGCGAUUGGAGGCGCAGCGCAGGACUGAAAGUGGGUAGAAGUCAUCAUGGGUACCGGGAGGAACGAUGGGCGACGGAAGAUUCCUUCAUUCAAAUCAUGCACAAUGGUAGUGCUGUAGGACCAAGCGAGUAUUGAGGCGAGUCAGAAAGAACUGAAGAACUGACUGCCGC
Molecule: messenger RNA, 2560 nt
Organism: Neurospora crassa OR74A
Lineage: Eukaryota; Fungi; Ascomycota; Sordariomycetes; Sordariales; Sordariaceae
Exons: 3
Coding region: 352-1818 (488 amino acids)
Source: RefSeq, a predicted model, not a curated record